This is a messenger RNA of Mesoplodon densirostris (Blainville's beaked whale), 1305 nucleotides long. Its product is annotated as testis-specific Y-encoded protein 3-like. Lineage: Eukaryota; Metazoa; Chordata; Mammalia; Artiodactyla; Ziphiidae. Gene Ontology annotation, molecular function: histone binding; chromatin binding. The record is from RefSeq and is a predicted model, not a curated record. Gene Ontology annotation, cellular component: nucleus; chromatin. The transcript has 8 exons. Gene Ontology annotation, biological process: nucleosome assembly. Bases 1 to 1305 code for a protein of 434 amino acids.
AUGCGUGACCGGGUGGCAGGAAGGAGCUCGAAGCCGCGCCCAGGCCGCUCGACCCCAUCACGACCAAUCAGGGCGAGGACAGUGGGCGUCACCCUCGGCUGCCUCGCCCCUCGCCCUGUGGGAGCUCGCCUCCAGGUAGGCCUCCGGCCUUCCGUCUGGCACGCCCGGGUGCCCUGUGAUACCUAUGUGGCCUGUGCCGGUUGGAGCCAGGAGUUCCGGCUCCGAAAUCAGAAAAUCAGAAUCCGGUUUCCCUCGGGUGUGGGAGGGGGUCCUCAGGAAGCAGGGGCCCGCGGGUCCCCAGGUGUGGUGCGGGAGGUGGGUAGGGUGCUGGCACUAGCUGAUGGGUGGGGCGAGGAGGCCGCCAUCUUUAGCGGGGAGGUGGUGCAGCAAGGCGCGGCCCUGUUGGAGGGACAGGUGGCGGGGAUCAUGGAGGUGUUUUGGCAGCCUGUGGAGGACAUGAUGGAAGAGGUGGAGGAGGUGGCGGAGGAGCAGCAGCAGCAGGAAGAGCAGGAAGAGCAGAAGCAGGAAGAGCCAGGGCGUGGACCCACGAUCCCCGGGUCCCCGCUGGAGGCGCUGGAGGCCCUGGAGGCCGCGCAGUUACAGCUGGAGCCUGUGAAUAGGCAAUGCUUCCGAAGCUACUUUCGUCUCAGACUCACAGCACUUCGGAGGCGGAAGCACUAUCUAGAACACAGAAGCACCAUCAUCCAGAGCAUCCCUGGCUUCUGGUUCAAAGUUUUUGUGAACGACCGCCGGAUGUCAGCCAUGAUGAGUGCCCAAGAUAAAGACAUACUUAGCUACAUGACCAACUUGAAGGUGGAGGAACUCAGAUAUCCCAGUGAUUGCCGCAAGAUCACGUUGUUUUUCCGGAACAACCCCUAUUUCCAGAAUGAGGUGGUUGUUAAGGAGUAUCUCGUUCACGUCACUGGAUAUAGGGCGUCUCAUUCCACUCCAAUUCAGUGGCACCAUCGUUUUGAAAGGGAGGCGUAUAGCCGCAGGCACCACAACAGCGGCCUUAACUUCUUCAGCUGGUUCUCUGACCACAGCUGUGCAGGAUCUAGCAGGAUUGCUGAGAUCAUCGGCGAGGACCUGUGGCCCAAUCCCCUGCGCUACUACCCGAGGGAGGAAGGCCCCACCGGGACAGGAACUCCCGAUUUUGAGAUGCGUGUGAUGGAGCAUCACCCUCGACCUAAGAAGCUGCUUCGGAUGAAGGCGAACGGUCAACAUGGUUGUCAUGCACACGAAGAAAUGAAGCGGGGUCUGGUGGUGAAAUGUACAGGGAGGGAGACACCAGUAAACCUGGAAUAA